Molecule: messenger RNA, 1170 nt
Organism: Yamadazyma tenuis ATCC 10573
Lineage: Eukaryota; Fungi; Ascomycota; Pichiomycetes; Serinales; Debaryomycetaceae
Source: RefSeq, a predicted model, not a curated record
AUGUCAGAUUCGAAGGAGAAACCAGUGGAGAAAGUGACACCUCCUAAAAAGGGCUGGUCCAAUCCUGCCCUACAGAUGAUGGGGAUUCCUUGUCUCUCACUUCCUUCUCGAAAUUGGAUGAUAUUUUGGACAGUUUUAGCCAGCAUUGGAGGAGGAUACGCCUACGACAGAUAUGAGCAGAAACAGAUCAGAAAACAGUAUAUGGCUAAGGUCGAGGAGUUGGGCAGAGAACCGUACGACUCCCACCGCUUACCUCGUAAACUCACAGUUUUUAUAGCCCCACCCCCAGACGAUUUUUUGGAGGUUUCCAUGGGAUACUUCAGAAGAUAUGUGAAACCGGUUUUGAAUUCAGCAUCCAUUGAUUUCGACAUUUUGGUUGCCAACAAACAGGGUGAUAUUCGUUCAUCUGUCAGUGAACGGAUCAGACAAUUAAGAAGAGAUGCCAUACAAAAUAACCAAACCCCACCUCAGAACUCUAACGGCACUUCUUGGACCAAGUUACUCACGUUCAAGAACGUCAAAGAAUUGUACGACACCAAAGACGUGUUGGGUUUCUAUUACCGGUACCCAACCAUAACCCCAGUGAGAGAUGAUGUGAAUGCUGCUUCCCAUGCUGGAGGAGUGGUGUGUAUGGGCAGAGGAGCCUACAAGGAGUACAUUCAGGGGGUGCAUGAAGGUCUUCUUGGGCCCUUGGAAGCUCCACAAAUAGAAGAACAGGUUUCUGUGGAGAAUAGCGAUGAGGAACAAGACAAAAAUGAGGCCAAGGCCCCCGCCCCGUUCAUUAAACCUGAACAAUACCCCCAAGCCCAAUUGGCUCCCGAGCUCGACUUGAGUUCCAUCAUAAGAGAUGACAAAGGGGUGCCAGUUCUAUUUGAACAACCAAUUUAUGUGUUCCCCGUUAUGAACGUGCUUGGGUUCAAAAACACCUUGAGAAAAAUCUACAAUUUUUUCACCAAGCGACACGCAGCUGAGGACUUCAGUGAGAGAACCUUGCACAUUGUCGAUAAUAAAGUGGUUCCAUUCGAAUAUAAACACCAGUACCUUGCCAAAGAAGAAGAGCCUUUGUGGCCCAAGCAUUGGGUUGAAAAGGGUAAGGAACGUAAUAGUGAAUGGGUGCAAGAAAUGAUCACCGACGACAGGGUUACCAGUAGAUUGAAAGUGAUUGAAUAG